AUGAAUGCUGGUGAUCGGGAGCGUGAUGUUGAUGAGUUUCGUGCUUUGGGGAAGUUCCAGAGGAAUAAUCCACCAACUUUUGAAGGAGCUCAUGAACCUGAAAAAGCUCAAGAGUGGUUGAAGGCGAUUGAGAAAAUAUUUCGAGUUAUAAAUUAUUCAGAUGCGCAGAAGGUGCAGUUUGGCACUCAUAUGCUUGAAAAAGAAGUUGUGGAUUGGUGGCGCAACACUGUUCAGAGAUUUGAUGAGGAUGGAAUUGAAAUGACUUGGGCACUUUUCCGUGAUGCUUUUCCGGAGAAGUAUUUUCCAGAAGAUGUUCGUGGAAAGAAGGAAAUUUAUUUCCUUGAGUUGAAGCAAGGUAAUGGUACCGUAGCUGAGUAUGUUGCAAAGUUUGAGGAGUUGAUCAAAUUUUGUCCCCAUUACAAUAAUGCUAAUGCUAAGAGAUCCAAGUGUCUUAAGUUUGUGAAUGGCUUGAGACCUGAUAUCAAGAAGGCAAUGGGUUACCAACAUAUUAUGGGAUUUUCUGAGUUGGUUAACAAGAGUAGGAUCUAUGAUGAGGAUAGCCGUGAGGUUCUGCUCAUUACAAGUUCUUGCAUGAUAAGAAAGGAAAAGGGAAAUUCCAAGGGAAGUCGUACGAUGUGCAACAAGAUGAAGAAGGAGCAAGCCAAAGGGAAAGUGUUUGCAUUGUCCGGUGCUGAUACUUCUGCUGAGGAGAGAUUGAUUCGAGCUAAGAGAUUGAAUCUUGAAUUAUCUAUUAUGCGUGGAAGCAUGGUUAUUGAUACUCUGGCUAUGGGUUCAGUGACUACUUCAUCUGUUUGUUUGAAAUGUCCGUUGAAUAUUUGUGAUAAAGAUUUUGAAGUUGAUUUAGUGUGUCUUCCAUUGAGUCAACUUGAUGUUAUUUAUGGAAUGGACUGGUUGAGGGCCAACCAUGUCUAUAUCAAUUAUUUUGCGAAAGCUGCUCUUUUUCUUGAGCCAGAGAAGGAGGGUGAUUUAUUCCUGUCUACUCAACAAGUGAAUGAAUUUGUGCAAGAUGGUGCUGAAGUGUUUAUGUUGGUGGCAAGUUUGAAGCUUAGUGAAAAUGGAACAAUGGGUGAAUUUCCAGUUGUUUGUGAUUUUCCUGAAGUGUUUCCUGAUGAAGUUAAUGAUUUUCCGCCUGAACGUAAAGUUGAGUUCACGAUUGAUUUGAUUCCUGGUACUAGUCCGAUAUCGAUGGCUCCGUGUCGGAUGUCACCAUCUGAGUUGAAAGAGUUGAAGAGUCAACUAGAGGAUUUGUUUGAUAAGAGGUUUAUUCGUCCGAAUGAACACCACAUUGCUCCACCAUCACCUCCUGAGACACCACCUAUUUAUGAGUAUUUAGAUGACCCUAUCUCUGUUGAUGAAUCUGACCCUGAAACCCCUCUAAACUACUAUAAUCUGGAUGAACCAGAAACUCCAUCGUAUGCCGAAAAUCUGACCAUAAUCCUUACCCGUUUGGAUGGUUUCCGUACUAACAUUAUUAAUGUGAAAUAUGAACUAAAAAGCAUGCACCUUGAUGUCUUAGGCUUAAUGGAUACCGCCUUCGAACAGUUUGAUCACUUGAACAAGGAUGUAUCCGCUUUGGGAAAGCACCAUGGCUAA
Molecule: messenger RNA, 1614 nt
Organism: Lathyrus oleraceus (garden pea)
Lineage: Eukaryota; Viridiplantae; Streptophyta; Magnoliopsida; Fabales; Fabaceae
Exons: 4
Coding region: 1-1614 (537 amino acids)
Source: RefSeq, a predicted model, not a curated record